Molecule: messenger RNA, 1176 nt
Organism: Anastrepha obliqua
Lineage: Eukaryota; Metazoa; Arthropoda; Insecta; Diptera; Tephritidae
Exons: 3
Coding region: 1-1176 (391 amino acids)
Source: RefSeq, a predicted model, not a curated record
AUGUCCAAAAUAGCAAAAUUGACUACGGAAGAAGCACCAAGUACUUCAAGGCUUAUAACACGUAAAGCCAUUGAAAAUUUAAAAAAAGUCGAUUUAAUAGGGAAUGUUUCACACCAAAUCAAUGGCGCAAAACUUCCGUCAAAUCGACAGGUUUUGCAAGUUUUAUUUUAUAACAUGCGCUUUGUAGAUCUUACAGCAAAGCAAAGUGCGAAAUUGACAAUCGAUGCAGUUAAAAUAUUUUGGCAUCAAGCUCGUAUACCGAUACGAGAAGAUCACAAAUGUCAGGAUAAAUUAAUAAAAUUAUAUGAUAAGUGGAAAAAUAUCCAAAAAACAUUACCUGAUAAAAGAUCAAAUGCGCAAAAACAACUUGCCGAAACAUUUCUAGAAAAUCUAGACAAUUUAUUUGACAUUGCCACUGCGAAUGCAUUAGAAGAAAUUAAAAUUGUAGAAGAUAAAGAGUUUCUAGAAAUGCAAAGACUAAAAGGACGUCCUGGUUGCAUGACUGGUGUCGAUAUGGCAUUAUAUGAAAAAGAGAAGAGAGUUCAGGAGAGACAAGAGAAGGAGACAAACAGUGAUGAAGACAAUGUUAGUGAUAAAACAAUUGAUCAGUCCAUCAUCAACGAAGAAGACAAAAUCUCAAAUCCUACAUCAAAACGAAAACGAGGUCGCAAAAAUUUCAUAACUGCUCGGUUAGUAUCAGCGCUGGACAAUGCGAAAGUCUCUGAUGGUGCGGCAGUACACAUUCUAAUAGCAGCUGCUGAAGCAUUAGGACAUUGUGCAGAGGAACUUGUCAUAAAUCGUUCAAGUAUUCAUCGUUUGCGUCAAGAAAAUCGUUUGAAAGAAUCUGAAGAAAUUUUGGCAGGUUUUAAGGACAAUGUGAGUAAAAAUGAUACUUUGGUAGCUCAUUUUGAUGGGAAGUUAAUGCAAGAUUUGAUUGGAUCCACAAAAGUUGAACGAAUUGCAGUUUUGGUAAGUUACAACGGCACAUCGAAGUUUCUUGGUGCACCGAAACUAGUAUCUGCUACUGGUAAAAAUAUUGCUGAUGUAGUUUAUGACAGAUUAGUCACAUGGAAUAUUGUUAAUCAAGUGAAUGGCCUAUCAUAUGAUACAACAGCCACCAAUACUGGCAUCCACAGUGGAGCUGUAGCUCUUUUAGAAAAAAAAAAUUGGACGUAA